AUGCCGCUUGAACCAUUGAAACUAACUGCCCCUGCUGCUGGAGUUGGAGUUGGUCGUGAUCCAGCCCUUCUCCUCUCUCCAUCCGAAUAUGAUGCCGAUGCCGUUUCUAUCCGCAGCGACCAAGAUACCGAUAGCGAAGAUGACGAACGUCAGCUGCGUGCUCGCAACAGCCGCGAACUUCUUGCCCACGACAGGCUAGUCCUGAUGGAGGAAGAGGAACUAGAUCAACUAGUGAUCGAGGCCCGGAGAGAGCAGGCCCGCGAGCGUCGGGGUUCUGGCUUGCCCAUCCCGAACCCUUUAAGGUUGCUGACCAGACGCUUGAGUGAUGCCUCGACAGUGAGGAACCGCUCGCGAAGCCCAUCUGCACAACCACCUGCCCCCAGCAUCCAUGACUCAGCAGAAGAUCUGCGCCUCGAAAAGAGAAGGGCUAGGCGAGCAAGACGGAAAGCUAAGAGGGACAGAUUGUUUGCUGAUGCGCGGCAUGGAGAGGAUGGCGAGUUGAUGUACGAGAUGGAGGAGGGCGGGAUGAAGGAGGGCAGUGAGACAGGCUCCAGCAGCGACCGUGAAGACAGCGACGAACUAGACAGGCGGAACUUGCUGCAUCGCGCUGAUUUGAAAGCAAGGCGAUCCUGCAGGUGCCGGGCUUGGGCGCUUGUUUACGCCAUUAUCGGGGUUGCUUUCUCCAUCCUGGUUCUUGUCGCAUGGAAGCUCUCAACUGGAACUAAGAGCUCACGACUAUCUCAGAACUUGGUCAGCAACGGCACUGCCUUGUUUGCUCCCACCACCAUUCUCAUCAGCCUCGAUGGGUUUCGUGCAGAUUUCCUGCAGAGAGGCUUAACACCGAACCUUGAUGCUUUAGUCAAGUCUGGGGUUUCGCCGCCAUAUAUGCUGCCAUCGUUCCCCAGCGUCACCUUCCCGAAUCAUCACACAAUUGCCACAGGGCUUUAUCCAGAAUCUCAUGGAAUUGUGGGAAAUACCUUCUGGGAUCCUGUCUUGCAAGCGGAGUUCUAUUACACAGACCCUGCUCGGAGUCGCGAUCCCAAGUGGUGGAAAGGAGAGCCAUUCUGGGUAACGGCACAAAAGCAAGGACUGAAAACCGCCAUACAUAUGUGGCAGGGCAGCCAGUCGCACAUCCAGGGUGUCGAACCGACAUAUGUGGACCCGUAUAACGGCAGAAUGGAUCUCUUAGCCAAGGCCGACAGGAUUUUGGAAUUCUUGGACAAGCCUGAUCCCGAUCGACCACAAAUUGUGGCAGCAUAUGUGCCAAAUGUUGAUUCAGAUGGGCACAAGUAUGGUCCGAACAGCACUGAGAUACGAUCCACCCUUCGAAAGGUGGACAAAAUGUUUGAACGGCUCCUCUUCGGACUAGACCAGCGGAAUCUGACUAAUAUAGUCAACAUCAUUGUGGUAUCUGACCAUGGGAUGGCGACCACUGAUGUGUCCCGGUUAAUACAGCUCGAAGACAUUGUCGACUUGAGCAAAUUUGACCACAUCGAUGGAUGGCCGCUGAUCGGCCUGCGGCCCAAGAACCCUAAUGAGCUCCAAGCUAUCUACAACCAGGUGAUCCAGAAAACAAAGGAUAACCCAAAUCUUGAUGUCUACCUUCGGGACGUCAACAUGCCGGAACGCUACCAUUUUUCACAUAAUGAACGAAUUGCACCACUAUGGAUCAUACCCAAAGCCGGCUGGGCCCUUGUCAAGAUGGACGAAAUGAAUGUAAAAGAGGCACAAGCUAAAGGUGAAACCUACCAUCCGCGUGGCCUGCACGGUUAUGACCAUGAACAUCCCUUAAUGAGGGCAAUUUUCAUUGCUCGUGGCCCGGCUUUCCCGCAUCCCCCUAACAGUCGACUCAACCCUUUCCAAAACAUUGAGGUUUACAAUCUGCUGUGUGACUCUGUCGGUAUUGUCCCAGCUCCAAACAACGGCACACUGCGCCUUCCCCUAAGGCCUGUUGGCUUGCACAGCGAUCCAGAUGCAGCCAAGCCCGAAACACCAUCAGAUCCGCCCGCAACAACUCGCUCAGCCUCGAACUCCCCACCUUCCGUCUCACCCACUCAUGUACCAACAACAACGAAAACUAUACUCGUCAAUCCAGUUGUGUCAGAUUCUCCGCAAUCACUCACGCACCCUAUUACUACUAUUAAGUCGGUAGGGGUAGACCCGCCAAUACCAGAACCGACCAGCUCUCAACCUCAAGAAGGCGGUGAGACGAACAGCAGCGGUGAUGGCAAGUCAUUUGUCAACAAGGUCGAAUCAUCCGUCAAGGAUUUUUGGGACUGGUUUACAGGUAAAGUCAGCUCGUGGUGGGACAAAGUCACCGGUCCGGCUGAUCAGGGAAGAAGUAAUAGCUCGGGGGCCGAGCCCUCGCAAGACGGGAAGAGUCGUGAAUAA
Thermochaetoides thermophila DSM 1495 is the source of this 2391-nucleotide messenger RNA. Its product is annotated as ectonucleotide pyrophosphatase/phosphodiesterase-like protein. Gene Ontology annotation, molecular function: ribonucleoside triphosphate phosphatase activity; nucleoside triphosphate diphosphatase activity. Gene Ontology annotation, biological process: nucleoside triphosphate metabolic process. The record is from RefSeq and is a predicted model, not a curated record. Lineage: Eukaryota; Fungi; Ascomycota; Sordariomycetes; Sordariales; Chaetomiaceae. The coding region runs from base 1 to 2391 and encodes 796 amino acids. The transcript has 2 exons.